Messenger RNA from Phycomyces blakesleeanus NRRL 1555(-), 714 nucleotides. RefSeq lists its product as hypothetical. Lineage: Eukaryota; Fungi; Mucoromycota; Mucoromycetes; Mucorales; Phycomycetaceae. The transcript has 2 exons. Bases 1 to 714 code for a protein of 237 amino acids. The record is from RefSeq and is a predicted model, not a curated record.
AUGGAACAAGAUGGUGUGUCUCAACCUGAGAUUAAUACCACUAUUGCAGAGAAAAAAAGAGCCAUGCUUGUCUACUUUAAUGAACUUGAUCCAGUAAUGGGUCAUCAACCAUUAACAGAACCUCCAUGCCUGCAGUCUUUCUUGGAUGACACAGAUGUCAAACAUGUUCUGAACGUACACUCUGGCCAUGCAUCCAUGACAGUGCAUAAUUCGAUGCAUGAAGAGUAUGAGAAUAUAGAAGUUGCAGAAGACGAUGAUGAGACCAAUGAAGAAAGCAAAGAUGAAGACAAUAAGGAGAUCGAAGAAGUAGAAAGACAGGUAGUUGCUAGGCAUCUUUCUGCGGCAACUGCUGUAGAAAAUAAUCGCCCUUCCAAACAGGCCUGCAGAGAUAUUGACAAGAGUCUCUUUGAGUUUAUGAAGGGAUCUGGCGAUCAGGAGAGAGAAAAAAUGAAAAGAGCUGAGAGACAGUUGGAAUUUGAGACCAAAAUUCAAAGCAGGCAGUUAGAGGUUGAAGAAAGACAGAUUGUUGUAGAAGAAAAAGAUGCAGAGAUCCGCAAAAGAAAAAUAGACCUUGACGAAAGGCAGAUUGUUCUGGAACAAUACAAAAUACAAAUUGAUAAAUCCAGGGCACAAAUUCAACAUGCCAAAAUGCUCAAGGGCUUAGGAAUGUCAAAGAAAGAUAUUCUUAAAGAAAUAAAAAAAAUAUUUAACUAA